Messenger RNA from Agrilus planipennis (emerald ash borer), 1350 nucleotides. It is a transcript of the gene eIF1, whose product is annotated as eukaryotic translation initiation factor eIF1. Bases 274 to 606 code for a protein of 110 amino acids. Gene Ontology annotation, molecular function: RNA binding; translation initiation factor activity; ribosomal small subunit binding. The transcript is spliced from 3 exons. Gene Ontology annotation, biological process: translational initiation. NCBI's taxonomy places the organism in Eukaryota, Metazoa, Arthropoda, Insecta, Coleoptera, Buprestidae. The record is from RefSeq and is a predicted model, not a curated record. Gene Ontology annotation, cellular component: eukaryotic 43S preinitiation complex.
UACAAUAUUGUUCUUUUUGUUUAAUUUUUCUUUGAAUUACUCUCCUGAUAAAUUUUAGUAUUGUAACCAAAAAAAGUGCGCAAGCGUUAAUUUCCGUUUAUUGCCGUUGGUGGUGCUGUGGUACUAAACCAGCAGUAGCAAUACUAGCGCCAGUCGCAGAAAUUUUUUAAUAGAUAACGAGGUAGUUUCAAACUUAUCUGCUAUCAUCUUUGUAACGACACACUUCAGCUGUUUGCAGUUAUUUUUUUUAUAAGUAUAUAUUUUCAGUGUCGUAUGUCCAUCCAGAACCUCCAGACAUUUGACCCCUUUGCUGAUGCAAAUAAGGGUGCGGACGACGAUGUACAAGACGGACUUGUUCAUAUAAGAAUUCAACAGCGAAAUGGUCGUAAGACAUUAACCACUGUGCAGGGCCUUUCUUCAGACUAUGACCUGAAAAAAAUUGUUCGAGCAUGUAAAAAGGAGUUUGCAUGCAAUGGAACAGUAAUCGAGCAUCCUGAGUACGGCGAAGUGCUACAGUUGCAAGGUGACCAGCGUGAGAACAUCUGCCAGUGGCUAACUAAGGCGGGCCUGGCCAAGCCGGACCAGCUGAAGGUCCAUGGUUUCUAACGCCCCCCUGUAUUCUCGAACAACCGCGUUUUGUCUCGUGUAAUAAAACAGAUCGUUUAUCAUUGUAUUACAAUUACAACCUGCUAUUUAUAAUUAAAACGCUGCUGUUAUUUGUAUUAUUUGUAACUGUAAUUAUUGCUAUCUUUAAUUAGUUACUAAUUUUUGAGGCAAACACGUAAUAAUAAUUGUCAAAAUUUUUAAUUAAUUAGUCGUAGUAAAAUGCAAUUUGUUCCCCGGUAAUAUGUACUUGGGGGCCUUUGACGUUUUUAGGGAGAACUUCAUAAUGCAGCAACUAUCUUUAUCACUACUAGUUACUUGAAGAAGAAUGAGAAUCUGCAAGUUGGAGUAAAUUGCUGCAUAUUUUCUUCGCUAAAAUAAAAAACUGACUACCGUUAUCCCAUUAUUACCUAUGAUUACGUAAAGCGUGUUUUGCGAAUUGUUUUAUUAUGUAAUUUGAAAUUUUUGGGUAAAAUAAAUAGCACACACGUGGUAAUAAUAAUAAUAAUAAUAAAUACCGCCACGUUAAUAAUACGUUGCUGUAGAAUAAAGUUCUAAGUGUGCAGUCGUUGUUCAAGUUAUUAGUAAACUGUGAUGACGACUGCAUUUUAUUGUAAACUCAUUUUAUAUUGUGCCUUUCCAUAAUUUCGUGUUUCUGUAGUGUUUUUGAAAGUUUUCGUUAUGAUGUUGACCGUAUUUAGUUGUAACAGGGCUCAAUUCUAAUCUAAUAAAUAAUUUGAAACUUUA